This is a messenger RNA of Onychomys torridus (southern grasshopper mouse), 3564 nucleotides long. It is a transcript of the gene Brox, whose product is annotated as BRO1 domain and CAAX motif containing. The transcript has 14 exons. Lineage: Eukaryota; Metazoa; Chordata; Mammalia; Rodentia; Cricetidae. The record is from RefSeq and is a predicted model, not a curated record. The coding region runs from base 361 to 1596 and encodes 411 amino acids.
GCGAGCCGAGGGGCUGCCACAGCGCGGCGGAACCCGCCCCUCUGAGACACGCACGGCAGCCUCUGCCGCUGUCAUGGUCUCCAGUCACGUGACGUCCGCUAGCGGCUGGCCCCGCUUCCGGCCGCUCUAGCCCAGUUGUCUCGGUGCCACCGGCGCCUUCCUUGUCUCGCUGGCGGACUCCGUCCCGCCUUCCCUUUCUUCCUGCAGGAAGAGUGGCGUACGGACUCUGAAGUCCCCGGUAAGCAUGUCAAGAGCUAUCCAACCAAAGUCUCAGCUUUGUUUCUCAGAAGUGUAGUCUGGAGCCCUGCACAGCCAGCUUCUCAGGUUCUCCCCCAGACCCCUAGAGCACAUCUCGAAAAAAUGACCCAUUGGUUUCAUAGGAAUCCAUUAAAAGCCACAGCUCCUGUGUCUUUUAACUACUAUGGCAUGAUCACUGGUCCCCUUGCCUCAAAGAUUUGCAAUGAUUUGAGAUCAUCCAGGACUCGGCUCCUUGAAUUGUUCACUGAUUUGAGCUGUAAUCCGGAAAUGAUGAAGAAUGCAGCAGACUUAUAUUUCUCACUUUUACAAGGUUUCAUAAAUUCACCAGGUGACUCUACCCAAGAAAGCAAAUUACGAUACGUUCAGAGUUUCAAGUGGACUGAUACAUUGCAAGGACAUGUUCCAAGUGCCCAGCAGGAUGCUGUUUUUGAAUUGAUUUCCAUGGGAUUUAACGUAGCAUUGUGGUAUACCAAAUAUGCUUCAAGAUUGGCUGGAAAAGAAAACAUAACAGAAGAUGAAGCAAAAGACGUCCAUCGAAGCCUGAAAAUUGCAGCUGGAAUUUUUAAACAUUUAAAGGAAAGUCAUACACCCAAACUGCUUACCCAAGCAGAAAAGGGACAGGACUUAGAGGCUCGGCUCAUAGAUGCCUACGUCAUCCAGUGCCAGGCUGAGGCUCAAGAAGUAACUAUUGCCCGAGCAAUUGAACUGAAGCAUGCUCCGGGACUGAUCGCUGCACUUGCCUAUGAAACGGCCAGCUUCUACCAGAGGGCAGAUCAUACUUUAUCCAGUUUGGAGCCUGCAUACUCUGCUAAAUGGAGGAAGUACCUGCACUUGAAGAUGUGCUUCUACACGGCCUACGCAUAUUGUUACCAUGGCCAGACUCUGUUGGCUAGUGAUAAAUGUGGAGAAGCAAUCAGGGCUCUCCAAGAAGCAGAAAAAUUGUACGCGGAGGCUGAAGCCCUGUGCAAAGAGUACGGGGAAACCAAGGGACCAGGACCCACAGCCAAGCCCUCAGGGCACCUGUUCUUUCGGAAGCUUGGAAGCCUUGUGAAGAACACCCUGGACAAAUGUCAGCGAGAAAAUGGGUUUAUUUACUUUCAAAAAAUCCCAACAGAAGCCCCACAACUGGAGCUCAAAGCAAACUAUGGGCUGGUGGAGCCCGUGCCUUUUGAAUUUCCUGCUAUGAGUGCUCACUGGACGCCGGAAGCGUUGGCUGCAUUUGAUCUCACCAAGAGACCCAAGGAUGACAGUGUCAAACCCAAACCGGAAGAAGAAGUGAAACCUGUAAAAGAACCAGAUAUCAAACCUCAAAAGGACACUGGGUGUUCUGUCUCUUAAGAAUGUAACACUUGCUUAGAAAUCUUGCUGCCAGUUCAUAGGGGACAUUUUCUGAUUUCUCUGAAGCCCAUAGGGUAAUUAUUAACCUCAGAGGGACUUGGCCUUUUGUUUAUUUAUUCUUGAUUUUUAACAUAGAGGUGUUUCAUGCUUUUGUUUCUGGGCUCUGCUUUUUUAAUCAGGACAGCAUUUGGAAGGGUUGUUUUUUAUGUCUUUAAUGAGCAUAUGUGGGGGUUGGACUUUGUCUGAACUCUAGAUAGUAAGUUUCAUGUUAAUGUUUUUCUACCUUCACAAAAAAAUGUUUGUUUUCCUAAAAGAAAUGGGUUCAUCUCUUAUCACUGAGUCUAACACAGUUUUCUGGUGGGAAAAGAAAAUCGCAGUUAAAAAUCAGAAACCUUUAGACCAAACUCUUUCCUUACACUUACCAGUCAAUAAUUUACUGGAAAAUCAGUGUUUAGAAUGUGGAACUUACUUGAAAAUCAGCGGUGACGGGGCUGCUGCCUGGCAUACGCUUCCCUCCCCUGCAUAGUCCCACGCUCCCAGAGUCCCCCUCAGAGUCCAGACGGUGGAUUUUUUACAAGUACCUUUUCUAGUGAUUUUUUUUUUACUUAAGGGACAAAGCUUUGUACUAGCAUUUGGCGUUUCUUUGUAGAGAGAUGAAAAGAGUGGACAAAGGGUUUUAAAGAAGUAAAAGAUUGCAUGCUGUAGAGAGCGCCUUCGUAAACUAAUCGAGAUAGAUUGUCCUGGAUCACACUGAUGACUCCUUUGUUGAAAGCAUUUAAGAAAAUGCCCUUUGUUACCUGAUUUUGGUGUCCAUUGUGUUUUUACCAUGGUUUUCUUCAGUCUAUGGCCUAUCAGAAUUGUUUGGGUGUAGGCCAGAGGCCAUAGCAGCUAAAGUUAGAAUAUAGACAUAAAGUAUGAUCUUCCAAGUGGGUUGUACUACUUAAACAGUUUGGUUAUAUCCACAGACUGGGAACUAGAGGGUGACUUGAACAGGUCACAUUAUCUCGAGUGUGUCCUUCUUGGUUACUGUCCUGUGGUGUUAACUCCUUUCAUAGGUGGCAGGUUGGCUCACUUGAUAGGAACAACAGUGUACUCGAGAGCUUUCUGUGUGCCAGCCAGUGUGCAGGCAUGUAGACAAACCACUGCAUCCACAUAGCAACCCUGUGAGAAACACAUCAAUCUACAGAAAGUGUUGAAAGGAAUAUACAUCUCAUGAUGAAGAAUGAACAGAUUAUACCUUCAAUCAAGAUUGUAUUCGAUAAAUCAUAUAUCAUAGUUACACUCCUUUGAAAAGCUACAUAGAAUCAAUGAGCUUUUUUUAUAUAUAGCAAUGCUAGUUACAGCUUACAAUGUCUGUUUAAUAUUUGAAGCUGCAGCUUUCAGAACACUUGGAGAAACUACUGAAUGGGCAUUAAGUUUUAUUUCGCUGCCUGUAGAAAAAACUACCAAGUCUCACCUUCCUACAGAGUCGCUUGUCCAAAUGCCAGUUACUGACAGAGCUCUGAGUACUCCUGGCUGCGGCCUGCUUACCCUCUGCCUGUGGGACUUACUUUAAGUACUAGUACUCAUUAACCUAGGGAGUGAGAUUUUUGUGGACGGGCUAAACUGCCAUUAAUGAAAUGGAAGCACAUAAUGUGUCCAGUGCGUCUAUAAAGUGCAGUAGGUACAGGUCUUGAAAUCCUUAAUUGAUGGUGUUCACAUGGUCAGAUGAGAAGUCUUCUGUUGACUGAAGAGGUACCACCCGCUGCUUAACAUGCCCCAUUAUAUAAGAUCCUAAAUGGUAUUGGGAAUUUGAGGAGAUACCAAAUAUGAAGCUCGGCAUGAAGGCUGUAGGGGGUGGACCGAACAUUAGUGUUGCAUGUAUUUCAUAGCAGGCGAGGACAGCUCACAUGCUACUUCUGCUCAGUGUUUAUAUAAUGAUUUCUCUUUUUAUUUAUAAAAAUAAAAGCAAUUUUACUUACAUUUUCA